AGCUUCAAGCAACACAAAAAUGAGCCAGAUCCCGAGCGUGUCAGAGAAAUCAUAGAAAAGGCUUAUGUGGAUUCCAAAUGGAUUACGUCAAAGUACAUCAAGGAUUCUGGCCAAGCCUAGUAUGACGCUGAGACUAGACCACGUAUAUUAAUUAGAUGCAUAUGGUAGCAUUGAAGCCUGAUAUAGUUUAUGAAGUUUAUAAAUUGAGAAAAUGAGUAAGAAUCCUAUAGCCCAUUACCAAGGCGAUGACACCUUAAACUUCUGGAAGGCUGUUAAAGUAUGGCUUAACAAUCCCCAUGUUGUUAACCGCAGAAUUUUAACAUCUACGAAAUUGUUCAGUGUCCGGCUAAAUCCUGCUUUUAAAUCUCUGUCUAUGCUUGCAUGGACCAAGAAAGUGGAGAGUGUCAUUCAACUUCACAGAAAAAAUUUAUCACCAUCUUUAACAGAAUCUCUACAUGCACUAGAGUUACAAGAAAAUAUCGAUAUCUCCAACGAUUUUGAGCUUAACGAUCCAUUAGACAAUGAAUGUUAUAUAUGUCUACAAAAACUAUUUCCACGCAAUGCAGAAAUAUUUUCAAACUCUCUGGAGUUGGCAGUAAUUGAUAAAGGAGCUGGAAGAAUUAGUUUCUUCUCAGGUUUGCUUGAUAACACUAAGCAAUCUUUGAGUAUGAAAUGGCCUUACAGAAUAGAAUACGAAAGCAAUUCUUCACAAGUUUUGAUGUAUGUAGAGAAAGAAGAAAACACAGAGAAAGAUCCAAAUAUCACAUGGUUGCAGGAACAGUUUUUUCCACGCUUUGUUAAAUGGAUGGGUGUCAAUAGGACAGAGAAUGGAUUGAUGUCAGGCUCGUUGAAUUUAGUACCUGUUGAAAAGUAUGCUGUUCUCUACCAUGCAUUGAAAAACAAGUAUGGUGCUGAAAUGGUAAAGAUAUGGCCUGAAAAUACAGAUCCAGCAAAGUUCGUUUAUGAAGAUGUCGCCAUUGCAACUUACCUCUUGCUAAUAUGGGAGUUGGAAAGGGAUCUGAAAGCUACUGUACAAAAACAGUCUUUUGUAGAUCUUGGUUGUGGCAAUGGGUUAUUAGUACACAUACUAGCAAGCGAGGGACAUCCGGGCCUUGGCAUUGAUCUACGCAAGCGUAAUAUCUGGGAUUUAUAUCCUAGAAGUACUCAUCUAGAAGUACGGACCAUAGUACCCUCUAAUUUGAACCUAUUUCCGGAAACAGAUUGGCUGAUUGGAAAUCAUUCAGAUGAACUAACUCCAUGGAUACCAGUGAUAGCGGCACGCAGUUCAUAUCAGUGCAGAUUUUUCCUUCUACCAUGUUGUGCUUAUGAAUUUGAUGGCAGAAAAUAUCAGAGAGACAGUGCUGCCAAAAGUCAGUACUUUGAGUACAUGAAUUACAUCAAAAAAGUUUGUGAAGAAUGUGGCUUUAAAACAGAUAUGGACAAAUUAAGAAUUCCUUCAACUAAAAGAAUAUGUUUCAUUGGUCGAGAAAGAUAUCAUACAGAAGCAGCGAUAAACGCGCAAGAAGCUGCUAUAGAAUCAUUGAUUAAUGCAAGAUCAAUUAAGAAAAGAGAAGAUCCUGCUGUUCAUGAUUCAUGGUCCCCGGCUUUCAAGCCCAGGGAAGUCACAGAAAGAGUAAGAAAUUGUACUAAAGUCGACAGAGGCUUGAUUUCAGACAUCGUCAAUAUGGUAGCUGACCAUCUUCUGCACAAAGUACGAAUGAUUGAUGUUGGAACGUCAGUGAGAAGAUGGAAUGCUGGUGGUCAACUAAAGCUAAGUCAAGUGGCAGAAUUGUUGCCACAAAAAACCUUGAAGGAAUUGAAAAGCGAAUGUGGGGGUUUGCAAACUUUGCUCAGAAAUAACGGUGAUAUAUUCCAAGUUAUACAAGGCAAAGUUCAGUUCAGAAUACCUGGAAGCAGUACGGUCAUUGGACGAAAAAAAAAGAGACAGAAAGAUUCAAAGUCCACGAAAAAGUCAAAGCUCUGCUGGUUUCACCAAAACCACCCAGACGGGUGUCCACUAAACGCUGAAACGUGCAAUUAUAAACACUGAGUACGAAUAAAACCUGAUAAAAACAA
Athalia rosae (coleseed sawfly) is the source of this 2076-nucleotide messenger RNA. RefSeq names its product probable tRNA (uracil-O(2)-)-methyltransferase. Lineage: Eukaryota; Metazoa; Arthropoda; Insecta; Hymenoptera; Athaliidae. Gene Ontology annotation, molecular function: tRNA (uridine) methyltransferase activity; metal ion binding. Gene Ontology annotation, biological process: tRNA methylation. The record is from RefSeq and is a predicted model, not a curated record. Bases 212 to 2050 code for a protein of 612 amino acids. The transcript is spliced from 3 exons.